Molecule: messenger RNA, 4515 nt
Organism: Prorocentrum cordatum
Lineage: Eukaryota; Dinophyceae; Prorocentrales; Prorocentraceae
Source: the annotation of a GenBank genome assembly
GCCCAGGCAGGCUCCUUCAAGGAGCCCGACGCCGACGAUUACGACCGCCUCAAGGACUACGGUAUCGACGACAUCAUCGAGGUCUGCGCCUUGAGCGGGCCGCCUCGGCGGGGUAAAGAUCAGGAGACGGGCCCAUUCGCCUUGUCUCUGAAGCCUCUCGGGGGCCGGCCCCGGGCCCCGCCCCCCAACGAGUACGGCUUCUUCCGGGAGGGUUGCUUGCUGGGGGCGUCCAAGGAGAGCUUCGGCAAGGUGCUCAACCAGGAUUUCCAGCAGGACGGGAGCUCAGGGUGCGUGCACUUCUGCUGCUAUGACAGGCCGGAGGUAUGCCCAGAGGCGUGGGGCUCCCGGCAGGUCUACCACGUCGGGAAGUGGCGGCACCGGGAGGACAACAACAACGGCAAGGACUACUUCAGCCUCCCGGAGGAGCUCGGAAUCCCUGGGCAGGAGCUCAAGGGGAGGCUCGACAAGCUCAAAAACGAUCUCGACCGGCGGACUCGGAGCGAGGAUCGUCGGUCUCGGAGCCGCCGCGGCGAGCCCCGGAAGGCGAAGAAGAGCUUCGCAGAGGGCCUGUACGAACGUGCUGCCGACCAGCAUGCCAGUGGCGCGACCCUGCCCAAAGAUACGGUGAGGGAGGAGGAGUUGGAGAAGCUGCUCCGGAAGGCUUUCGCGGACAAGGGCGAUGAGGAGACGGAUUUUCCUUCGGCCCCUCCCAGAGCGCACAUCGACUUGGCAGUCUUUGCGCGCCGGUACCCGGGUGUGCUGCUCCAGAGGGCCCUGCAGGAGAUGCAGCGGUACCUGGCACCUCUGGGGGGGGCGUCCGCGGCGGCGAGCAGCGAGCAGCAGCACGGCAAGAUCACGCAGUACCUCAUCAGCGUCUUCUUCCAGCGUUACGGCGUGGAGACGAUCGGCAUCCGCAAUGUGCGGGAGCUCCGCACGAUCAGCGAAUGCUUGGACGCCCUCCUGGACGGGGACCUCCCACGGCUGGGAGACGUGCUCGUGCAGCGAUUCAAGGCUUUGGAGACGGCGGUCAGCGACGGGGGCUGGUCGAUCGCGCGGCACCAGGAGCUCAUCCCCAGCUCCGACGUGGGGCUGGCCAGCGAGAGGGAGCGGGCGGCCGCCAUGCGCAUAGAGCUGGACAGGGUCAAGCUCGCGGAGGCCGCCACGAGGGCAAAGGCGCACGACGUGGGCGCCAAGCGCAGAUCGAGAGAGGAGGGCGCCCGUGAUUCUGACCCCUGCCUCGGCGACAGCCCCAUGGCGCCACUGACAGGGGAGCUCCACGAACUUGGGGCCGCGGCGUCAGGUGGCAAGACGAUGGGUCAGCUGGGCAGGCACAUCCUCCAGGCUGCUCGGCGGCGCGGCUCCCCCUACGGCGAGUGCGUGAGGCGACAGCUCACCGGCCAGCUAUGGCAGGGAGGCAAGCGACAGCGAGAUGUCCUUCCUCUCCCUGUCCCGUGGGGGGACGACGCUGUCGAGAUGGCCAUGGAACAGCUGGAUGGGCGGUCGCUCCCGUCCAGUUGGCAUCAGGGGCGUGACGAGCGAGCUCGGCUUGCAGGCAUCGGCAGCUGGGUCAUCCUCGUCAUAUCGGCCCUCAACUUCCUGUACGCGGGGGCGGACAAGCUCGUGGACCUGCGCCGGCGCGCGGGGCCGGCCAACCAAUCCCAGAUCAGAGCUCUCGAGAAGAUCAAGGAGGCGUGCACUUAUCACGUCGACCGCCGCUCCGAAGAGACAGGGGCGUUCGGACGGUCGCCGAAGAUCGACUUCGACCAGAUGCUCGGCAGGAAGCGGCUCUCUUACGAGGGCCACGAGGUCUCGAUGCCGGAGAAGCUCACGCUGCAGGAGCUCCUCCCUGGCUUGCCGCCGCGCGGCGAGGCCGCCUCAGUCGACCCUUUGGAGUUUGCGUCCGAGGAGGUCGUUCACGCGCUGCUUCACCCUGAGCUGGUGUGCAAUGUGGGCGGCCACUGUGGUCCCCAGCCGCCGGCGAAAGUACAUGCUGAGGCAGCUGAUUGGGACGUCAUCGUCAAGGAGUUGCUGGAGCGUGGGGUCCUCGAAGAGAUCCCGCACGACGCCAUCGCGAGGGUCGGGGGUCAACCCAUCCUGAACGGCGCCUUCGGGGUCGUGAAGAGCGGCACGCCCAUGCCGCCAGCCACGAGGGUCCUGCGGCUCAUCAUCAACAUGGUCCCAAGCAACCGGGUCCAGGUGCCGAUCCUCGGUGACAUCAAGCUCCUGCCCGUGGGCGGAGAGCACCACGUCACCGUCAUCGAGGACGGGGAGUUGCUCGUUUGGUCAAGUGAGGACAUCAAAGGAUGUUUCCACGUGUUUAAGUUGCCGGCAUGUUGGCGACCUUGGAUGGCGCUCUCGCGGCCCGUUGCCCCGGCGGCCCUCGGUAGGGCCACAGGGCCCCCGAUCUGGGUGUCGGUGGCGGCUGUGCCGAUGGGGUGGCUAUCCGCCGUCGGCAUCGUGCAACACCUCACGAGGCGCAUCGUCACGGGCGGCACGCUGACCAACACCAGCCUCGACGAGUCCGCGGAGCUCCGGCGCGACGCACGAUUUCCUCUGCGUCUCCAGCACUUGCCACGGAUGUGGUGGAAGGUCUACAUCGACAACGUUGACAUCGCCGAGGUGAUGGUGCAAGGCGAGGCUGAGGACCUCCAGGGGACUCUCAGCGUCGAGCAGGUCGCCGUUCGGGAUGCCCUUGCCCAGUGGGGCAUUCGCCGGAACGAGGACAAGACAGUCGAGCGGUCUUUCCUUGCAACGUCGAUGGGGUCAGCCGUGGAUGGGCGGCGCGGGCGCGUGAGCCCCACCUUCGAGAAGCUCCUUCUCCACCUCGCUCUCACAUGCUGGGUGCUCGCACGGCCCGACUGCAAGGCGAUCUGGCUUGCCGCUGCCGCUGGCCGGUGGUGUUUCGAUUUCGGGCAUCGGCGGCCGGCCUUCGGCGCAUUCGAUCGCAUCUGGAAGGAGAUGUCAGAGUGGCGAGGGCGGCACCCCAUAUCGCGUACCUCUGGGGAUGAGCUGUACAUUGCCAUGGCUAUUUCCCCUCUGCUAUUCGCUGACCUCCGGGCCGUCCUGCAUCCGGAGCCGCUCGCGACCGACGCCUCAGAGUACGGUGGCGGGACGUGUGUCGGGGCAUCGCUCACGCCAAAGGGCUGGGCAGCGGCCCAGACGGAGGCCGGGCCGGCGUGGCCAGAGAGCGGCCCAGUUUCGGAGACUGCUGCGAAAAAGUAUGUAGUUCACGGUCUGUUGCGGCAAGCUGACCACCGCGGGAGCGAUGUGCGGCUGGACUUGGGUCUGCCGUUCCGCCCGAGCGCGUGGCCGCGGGCUCCGAUAGACGUCGAACGAUGGCAGUGGCAAACUGUCCUGAGCCACGCUUGGCGCCGGCAGGGCCGCCACAUUAAUGAGCUCGAGUUGGCCGAGGUCCUGCUUGCUGUGAAAUGGUUUUGCCGCAGGGCGGACCGGCUCGGAAGCAGGGUCGCCAUUUUGGUGGACUCUCAGGUCACUCUUGCAGUUUGCGCCAAGGGGCGGUCAUCCUCGAGGCGUUUGAACCACCUGUUGCGACGUCUUGAUGCGUAUUGCCUAGCUGCCUUCCUGUGGCCAUUCUUUGGCUACGUAGCGAGCAAGGCCAACCCGGCCGACGGGCCGCGGGGGACCCUGCAUCCAGCCAUGAGUCCUAAGCAGGUCGCCGCGGCCACGAGGAAGGCUGGGCGCGCCGCUUCGCGCGCCUCUCUCGGCAAGCUUCAAGACCAGGUAGUCACAGCCGGGACUCUUGCCCGGUAUCGGCAACAGGUGAAAGGUUUCUUAAUUUGGCGAUCGGCCGAGCUCGAUGACCCGAGUGUUGAGGCCGAUCUCGAUGAGCAGCUCAUGGCUUACAUUGAAGUGCUGUGGGCAGAGGGCGACCCCAAAGCCUAUGCAAAUGAUUUGGUUGCGGGGAUCCAGCAUUUCAUGCCCCGGUACAGGAGAGCUCUGAACGGUAGCUGGCGGCUCCUGGGGGCGUGGGCCCGGGCUGAACUACCAGUCAGGGCCCCCCCUCUCAGUAAAAAGGUUGCCUUGGGUAUCGCCGGCUACGCGGCCGUCCAGCGAAGCUACGCCUUAGGAGUUCUAUGGCUUGUUGGCUUCCACUGUUGCCUCCGCUCAGGUGAGAUGUUCGCCCUGCGAGCUGGCGACAUCAUUUUUGGGCAGGGCUCCAACUACGCCGUGCUCAACUUAAGGCUCACCAAGACCGGGGCGCGGCAGGGCGCUCAAGAGUCGGUCACAAUUUCUGACAGUAUCGUGGCCGCUCAUUUGCAGCGUGUCGUGCGUGAUUUGCCACCUGGGCAGUUGGUGUGCAGCUUGUCAGGCCCGUCGCAGCGGCAGAUUUUCCGCGAGAUAUGCCGAGAACUGCAGCUGGACGAACACGGGUAUGGCAUGUAUUCUUUCCGGCGAGGCUCAGCCUGGCUGGAAGAUGUUUUCCGGGCGCUGUCUCCUCUCCUGCCCCUGUGGGCGCUCCUGGCAGUGGCUGGGAGGGCCCCGGUGGGCGAGAGG